Trematosphaeria pertusa is the source of this 1645-nucleotide messenger RNA. RefSeq lists its product as uncharacterized. Lineage: Eukaryota; Fungi; Ascomycota; Dothideomycetes; Pleosporales; Trematosphaeriaceae. The coding region runs from base 212 to 1489 and encodes 425 amino acids. The record is from RefSeq and is a predicted model, not a curated record. The transcript has a single exon.
GAGUCCGGUGCCUGAUCAGAUCCGGCCACUCUUCGUCAACACACUUCUCUCCCUCCUGUGUUGACUCGAAUCUGCCCCGCUUCAGGAAAACAACUGAGUCCAAGCGCUGUUCUAGGGAGAAGUUUCGCACCGACCUUAGGUUCUAUUCACCCCAACCCUACGGCAUACCAGUCGCUCUGAGCCUCCGAUACGUCCGUUUACCUUUCACUUCAUGUGGCCUAGUCAGCGAGCCUUGGCAGGUCACGACUUCUUUUAUAGCAGGUCGCCGCUCCGACUGCUUCCUGCUCUCCUCACACAACACCACCCCAUCGAUCCCGAAUCCGCAGGCACCAUGGAUGAAGACAGCAUCAAGCAUGUCUCUCGGCGUCUUAUCCUCCAGUCUGUCUCUCAAAUUCAGCGCCCUCGAAAGCCGGCCCACCUUCACCCCGUCCUCGGCGUCACCGAGCUACUCGAACAAGUCCUUGAGAACCUGCCCAUGGGCGACAUCCUAUUUGGCGCUCAACUGACAUGCAAACUCUGGAAGGAGUGCGUGGGUGGCUCAUUGAGACUCAAACAGAAGUGUUUUCUUGUUCCGGUGGCAGCUGAGGAGCACCUACAUUCGCUUAGCCUCAACUCUAGCGGAGUAGGGGUCCGUCCAAGGGACUACCACACUUGCCCAGCUUUCCUCAGAGACAUUGGUGAGACCUCCGUUGCGUAUAAGCGGCUCUGGGACGCACUCAUCAGCGGCGAAUUAUACCUCCGCAACUUUCAGCAGCUCGUCUGUCUCUACACCCUCCACAUGCAAAACGGAAAUUGCGACAAAUGGGUGGAAGGAUACGACAUGUAUUUCGCGGGCGGGCGACGUUAUCUUUUGGGCAUCCUGACUCAGCGGUGCAUCCAUCCCUUCAUCCGCCAAUGCGACGCGCCCCACCGUCCUCUGCUGACAUGGGCCGCCUAUGGCUCCGAACUGGUGUUCUUUGUGGAAAACGCAGGUUUCAACGGCAUAUCCCAGAUCCGAUAUCUCAUCGGGGUCUUGAAGAGAAAUCUAAAGGGACAGUCAGCUGCAGCUUCCUGGAGGACCGCACAAGUCUCGCGACCGGCCUGCUCGAAACUAACGGUCCCUGUCGGAUCUUCGAAUAAUGCACGACCGCUAGACAAGGAAGCAAGCACUUGCAAUACCAAUGGAGUCACGGUUGCCCAAUUCUUCCAGCUUAUCGCGGAAGUGUGUGCGAAGAGGCUCCACGAGUAUCCAGAAGAUGACUGGGAACUUGAGUACUCUAUGUAUGGCGCCAAUAAUCCGCAUGAGGGCGCAUGGUGGAACGCUCCUCGAUAUAAAGAACCGGAUGCCGAAGAUACGGAACAUCCGGAGUUCGCGAACGGAGACUCGGACGCAGACGAACUGCAGGAAGAGGGCGAAGACCAGGAAGCCAAGGAGAGACGGAAGUACAUGCAGCGCGUCCCUCGGGAGGUUGAGGAGUUCAAAGCGCUUGUGAGCACGCACGGAGCCUGAUUAGAUCUGCAUCACUAGAGGUCUUUGGGCUUCUGCAUCGGAUCCUAAACUGACUUCACCUUGGAAUUGGGCUGCACAUUUUGCGCGCCGCAUUUUCCGCAGUGUGCGGCACGCUCAGUAUCCCGAGCUGAGCAGAACUUGAGGUGGCAUCUGUAC